Messenger RNA from Saccostrea cuccullata (small rock oyster), 2738 nucleotides. RefSeq lists its product as uncharacterized. Lineage: Eukaryota; Metazoa; Mollusca; Bivalvia; Ostreida; Ostreidae. The coding region runs from base 562 to 1368 and encodes 268 amino acids. The transcript is spliced from 3 exons. Gene Ontology annotation, cellular component: membrane. The record is from RefSeq and is a predicted model, not a curated record.
UGUUUCUCCGCGUAUGAAGAAGGCAAUGCAUAUUAAGUGACUGCCUGUAUACAGUGACAGUCUAUACAGAGAGGGACCUUGACGCGACUUUGUGGGUACGCUCUCCUGUCCUUUUAUCCUUGGAAAAAAGAGAACCUACUUAUCUAUAUGAGACUUACAUAUUUUUUUUUUCUUGAGCUUUUGGUGAUACCCGAUAAGCUUAUUCAUAGGAGAGACAGAAGCUUUGGGAGCGCGAGGGGAGUUAUGAAACAGGUUUAUUUGACGGGUGUGUAAAGCUGAGGUAGAAAAACCCCCGUGGGGCCCCAGAGGUAGGCGAUUUCCAUAUGACAUAGUUGAUACAUAUCAAUCAAACAGCGAAACGGACUGGAUACUAGUACAUGUCAGAAGAUUUUCUGCUUUUACUUGUGAUGUUUUAAGGCAAAAAAAUCAUAUUAUGUAUGGAUGAAUUACCAAUUGUGUACAUGUAACAAGAUACAAUAUUGUGACUACUGGAAUUAAAGUUCUGUGUUUUUUUAAUAACGCAAAAUACUGGAAUGUUAUUUAUAGGAUAAGGAAACUGUCAUGGAUCGUGGAUAUAUAGCAAAACGAGUGGAGGACAAAAUACCCCUCCCCACCCCUGUUCCCCACCAUAAGAGGAAUAAGUUUCGAGAGACGACCCGCUUUUACCAGUUUGCGUUAUUUCUGAUUCCCCUGGGGACGCUAUUUAUCGCUAUAGGCGUCCUGAUCCCCCACUGGCUUGCCGUGCAGGUCGUUAACUUUGUUACCCUGAAGGAGGACUACAAUAUAGGACUGUGGGAGAAAUGUGACACACUCAAGGAAAAAUGUGAGAAACGGCUCGAUACUUCCCUCAAAGACUUUGAGUUCACUGUGAGGGCCUUUGCUGUGUCGGGUCUGGUUGUGUCGGUCGUAGCCUCUGUACUGAUAGUCCUGUGUGUGUUCGUCCCCAGGGUCGCAGAGAGAACUUUGUUCCAUGUACUCACUUCCGCAUCCUGCUACCUUGGAGCGUUCCUGUCUCUGUGCAGCAUCACCAUAUACGCCGCGGAACACAAGAUAAAUAGGGCGUAUAUGUUGUCCUAUUCCUUUUACCUCAUUCUUUUUGGCGCGUUUUUUGGGAUACUUUCCUCCGCCAUUUUGAUAAACGUUUAUGUGUACAGGAAAUGGAAAUACGAGAAAAGGAUGUUGAGAAUUUCUCGUCGAGAUGUCCAUGUCCCGGGACAACAGAACACACGAGUGGCCAGUGAUUACGGCGAUGAUCAGGACGACGUGCCGAGCGAGAAGCGACGAUAUAGCGACGACGAUCGUUCCAGGUACAGCGACGAGAUGUCCAAACAGAGCGACAACUUCUCCGCCAAACAAAGCGAGAUUUGAAACGGGAACUUCAUGUUUAGAAUACAGAUUAAGCCAAGGGAUAGCAACAUAUACACUUGAUUUAGUAUGUGAAAUCCCGAAAUAACUGCCUGAAGUCCAAAGAAACAGGGAUAUUCAUAGUGUAUACCCUUGUGUGACCAUUAAUUCAAUGCCAGCAGCAUGUUGCCCAUAUUUUGUAGAAUUAUUCAGUAUUAUAUACGGGAGCUAUAGGAAAGAUCGUGUAAAAAAUGCCACGAUUCUGUACGUGCAUGUGUAGACACAGAUUAUACGGAUGCGAUGUGUUUUAAGUUACACUGUGCUGUACCCAGACGAAAUGAGCUUGUAAUGAUUUUCAUGAUGUCUCAUGUAUUUAUUCUUUGUAUACUAGUAUGUUACACAGACAAUCCAAAUUGGCUUGUCGCUGUAUUUGACAAUUUCCUAAUACGUCCAUACCUUUAGACAAUAUCUUUUUCUGAAUGCAAAGUUUUUUAUUGUUGCUGAUAGCCGUUGAAAAUCAACUCUUGGAUGGGUUAAGUGAUGUUAAAUUCAAUACUUCUAUGUUAAGGGCUUCCGGGCUGUAUGGCUUAUAGAUGGAGAAACAAAAAAAUUCCAUAAAAUUUCAAGUGAAUCUGAAAGAUGAUAUUACUGAAAUGACGCUGGAUACCAAAGGCGGAUCCAGGGCCGACGCGCCGGGUGUGCCCCCCGCCCCCGUUUGAAAUUUAAUAUUUUGUAUGUAAAAUUUAUAUGUCCAUUAUCCUAAAAUCAAGGAAAAAACAUCUCUUAUUUGUAAGAAAGUGUCAGCUUGAAGCCCCCGGACUCCCCCAAAAGGACCUUGCCUUAGACCCACUGGGGGCUUCAGUACGGCCGCCUUAUCCCUCUGCCUUCUACUGCCCCCCCCCCCCCCGUUACGAAAUACCUGGAUCCGCCACUGGAUACAUCCCGGAGAAUGUGCCCAAACAAGGAAUUAAUCUUACAUACUUAGUUUGUAAAACUGUUUUCGUCAUGUAAAUAUCUCUUUAUGUAUAUACAUAUACAUUAUUAUCUGCAACAGAGUAUAUAUAUUGGGCACUUAUGACAACGAUACGUACUUUUUUCUUUCUUGUAUUAUUAAAAGCAUUUUUGUUCAUUAAUAAUAUCUAGAAUAGAUCUGAUAUUAGCAAUUUGUAUUUUACAUAUUUUGAUAUUACUACAUUAACUUUUAUUACUCUACUGAAACUGUUGCACACGCUCAACGCAAUUUAAUGAAUUUAUACCAAAAGUGUCAUAUUCAUUGUGUUGUAUAAAAUUAUACUGCCUAUAUAUCAUACAUAUCAAAAUUGUUGUAUUUUAUUUAUAUAUGUUAUAUGUCCAGUAACUAUAAUAUUGGAGAAUAAUAAAACGAGAAAACAUUU